Arxiozyma heterogenica is the source of this 2274-nucleotide messenger RNA. It is a transcript of the gene ZIP2, whose product is annotated as Zip2p. Lineage: Eukaryota; Fungi; Ascomycota; Saccharomycetes; Saccharomycetales; Saccharomycetaceae. The record is from RefSeq and is a predicted model, not a curated record. The transcript has a single exon. Bases 1 to 2274 code for a protein of 757 amino acids.
AUGUUUAUUAAAUAUUGGCUUUUUGAUAAAUCCAAAAUAACAGCCGAGGUGAAUGCCAAUAAAUAUCUGAAGGAUCCCACUAAAGAAAAUUUGACACUUAGUAAAAGACAAGCGAAACAUUUAAAAGCUUUAUUUAGUAAAUUAAUUUCUACAGAUAAAAAUAAUUUAAGUUGUAAAAACUUUCAAAACUUUGAAGUUGAUUCUUUAUUUCAUAUAAAGCAUUUUAACAAGAUAACAAAAGAAAUUGAGUUACCAAAAUGGAAUGAACCCUCUUUAAUAAACAAACGUGAUUUUACUAAGGAACUAAAAACCACUAUAAAGGAGAAAGUAACACUUACUAAAGAAGAUAAAGUGUAUUUAGAAAAAAUUAUAUCUUUGCGAAUUAGAAACUUAUAUGUCGAUCCCUUUACAAUUAAAAUUCUUUGUUUUCAGGACACAUCUUAUUCCAUUAAUCUGAUUAGUGCACCGAAGCAUAUUCACAAUAUUAAGAAAUCAAUUAUAAUAGAAAAAUAUAUUCCAACAAAUACAUAUCAAGACAUAGACCAAGAUACAGCACUAUUAAACGAAAAUGAAGAUUUUAACUUAUCCCCAAUUGAAAAGAUCAUCCCUAAAAUUUCCUUAGCUUUACUACCAUUUGACACCAUGGAUCAAUAUAUUUUUCAUAUUGAUUCCAAAAAACAAAAUAAUAACAGUUUAAGAAUACCAAUAGAUAUAUUAAUAUGGGAUGUUAAGUAUAAAGAACAGGAAAACAAAAUUAUUUCAACGUUUUUCAAAGAAUUGGAAUUGAAAUUAUUUGAUAUUGAAUUCCAUAAAUUUGAAUUCUUUAAAUUUGCUUGCCAUAAAAGAUUAAAAAAUAAUUCAAAACCAACAAAAAUCACCAAGUUUUGGAAGUUGUCCAAAAUACAACUGAAACAAAUGAAAUGGUCUCCAUUUAAAAAAUGGAAUAAACUGGAGGUAUAUAAAAGAUUUCAAGAUGAGCAAAUAUCAUUAGUUGAUUUUUCUAUGCCCACUUUCACUUCUAAUGUCACAUUAUAUAUUCCCAAUACAGAUUUGGAUCUAUAUGAAAGAAAUAGAGGAUACAUGAAAAAUCUUCAAAUUAACACUGAAAUUAUAUUAUAUGAUAAAAAUAACGAAGCUUUAAUAGAAGUAGAUAGUAGGAGAAAAGAAAGCAAAUCAAAAGAUAGUUAUGAGGGUGAAGAUCAAAACAACAAAAAUAGCAGUCACUUGCCAGUACAAUCCAGUAUUUUGAUAGAAGGGUUUUCUGAUAAAAAAUCUCUAACCAUACCCAAAAAAAGGUCAUUCCUUGAUUCUGAAUUACAAUCAAUAAUCGCAAAUAAAAAGUCUCAAAUGAAAGUUAACAAAAAAACUAGUGAGCAAACAGACAAAAUAUCACGAGAUUAUUCUACAAAGGAAGAUAUUACUGAUAUUUUUCGGAGUGGGAUUUUUAGUAACUUUGAAAAUACUACUGAACUCAGGCAUAUUGAACAGAUGGGAAAUGUAUCAAGUCAAUCAUAUUUUGAUUCAAGUAUAAGCAACCUUUUGCAUGAGUGUUUUCCAAUUGACUUAAUUCCAAAAUUUAAUAUUAAAGAUAAAUUGAUCAUAUUCAAUUCCAAUAGGAUCACUAAUAAUUAUAAAUUAUUACAAGGGUUAAUUAAACAAAAGGUACCGAGUUGUAUCAUUAUAGAAAGAUAUUUUGCAACAAAUUGUGACAUAGUUUUAAACUAUUCAACAUGUAUUAUCUGUUUGGAAUUAGCAAAAUUUUUUCAAAGACGAGCAUCUGGUGAUCUUUACUAUCUUGACAUUUUAAAAGAUUGUUUACAAGAGUAUAAAAGAAUAAAAAUAAUGUUUGAUUAUGAUCCAGAUUUGAUAUUUUAUGAUAAUGAUAUUUUUUGGAAAAUAUAUCUUUACCUCCCAUUCCCUUGUUUUGAACUAUUUUUUGUGCCUAAUGGAAGUAUAUCCAUACUAGUUCAGCAUAUGAAUAAGUUAAUUUGGAAAGAAACAUCGACUAACAUCUCUGUAGCUGAGCUCGAAGAUAACAAAGAUAGUGAAGAUGAUGAAUAUGAAGAGAAUGGUAAUAAUAGUUACAGAGUAGAAGACAUUUUAUUAAAAUUAAACUUUAAUCCUAUUUUAGCUAAAAUAUUAGUAAAAAAAUACAACAAUAAUCUAACCAAUAUUCUUUUGCAAAUAAAUGAUGGAGUUGAUCCGUACCUUUUAAAAACUAUGACCACAUCGCAACUAAAUCGAUUAAAAAAGCUUAAUUCAAUUAAUUGGUAA